Molecule: messenger RNA, 1976 nt
Organism: Pelobates cultripes (western spadefoot toad)
Lineage: Eukaryota; Metazoa; Chordata; Amphibia; Anura; Pelobatidae
Source: the annotation of a GenBank genome assembly
AUGGGGGAAAGUCAAGACCCCCAUGCAGUAGCAGAGGAGCCCAUGCCAGACGUGGCUCAUCAGGAAACCGAAGACCCAUGCAGUCAAGUAAGUGGUUUACCUCACAUCCCUCAAAAUUGGUCAGAUAUAACCUCAAACAUAUAUGAGAAAAUAAGGGUUUGGCUGCACUCACCUAAACAUGCUAAAUUAGGGUGCUGCUGGGGGCCAAUAAGUACAGUAAAAAUGAAAAUCCAGCGCACUCGCUUAUCUACUAAACAGUCAUUUUAGUGCUGAACAAUUUUUGGGAUUUAUUAAAAACACCUAAUCUAGGCAAAAUAAUAAUGGGGGUUUAGUUACAGUAUAUGAUCAUACAUUGCAUAAGCCACAACGUCAAUGUACCCCAUCUUUGGCAGGUCCUACUCUGUCUGCUAAAUGAGCUACUCACUUGGGGAAAUCCUUCCAUCUCGAGUUCUCUGCAGUAAAAUGCUUAAAUAGGUGCACUAGUAGCUCAUUUAGCAGACAGAGUAGGACCUGCCAAAGAUAGGGUACAUUGACGUUGUGGCAGGCUUAUGCAAUGUAUGAUCAUAUACUGUUCAAUUCAGUUUCCUUUCCAGAGUCAAGCUCUGGGCAGAGAGGUAAAUCCAGUUCUAUAUUCCUCUCUUUCCCAGGCAUUAGCUCAGGGAAAAAUAGAAUUGGUAGAUUUGUCAAUUUCAGGUUGGAUCAGCCCCUUGUUCCCUAUUCCAAAAUCAGAUGGCACAUGGAGACCAGUUCUAAAUGUCCAGGGUGAAUUGGUUGAAUGCUUUCCUAAAGAGGAAAAGGUUCAGGAUGGAAGGUUUAAUGGACCUCCCAGGCCUAGUGUAAAAUGUCUUCUGCGUAAAAUUAGACCUCAAAGAGGCUUUCCAUUCAGUUCCUAUCGCUAUGAAACACAGGCGCUUUCUCAGAUUCCGCUGGAAAGAACAGAUAUAUCACUGGACUGUAAUGGUGUUUGGCCUAUCCAACGCACCUUACACAUUUUCCAGGAUAAUGAAAGCUAUUAUAUCCCACGUCAGGCAAAGAGGAUUUCUAUGCCUUUGUUACUUAGCCGACAGAUUUACAAAUUUGUAACCAGGACUUGGGCAAAAAGAGCUUGGAAGAUGGAUGAGAUGUCCUUCCAAUGGACAGACAUUCCGGGCCUUUAUGCUUUUCCUCCUCCAUCUAUUCUGAUGAAGGUGUUAGAGAAACUUCGCAGGGACAGGGUAACCAAUCUGGUUUUAGUGUACCCCAUUUGGACCUCCAGACCAUGGUACCCCCUGAUCCAACCUCUAAUCAGGAGACAAAAGGUUCCAUUAGGCUGGACAGCAGAUUGCUUCCUAGGGACCAGGGAUCUCUUAACCAAGCUCCCCACACUUAUGUGGAUGGCAGCCCUGUCUGACUGGGUUUUAGACAUAGUUAAUUCUUCAUUAUGGUGCAGGACCAGGGUAAGAUACAAACAGAUGAUCGAGGAAUUUAAAGCAUGGGAAAUUUCCUUUAAUUCCCUUUCCAAUGAAUCUGACACAAUUCCCUUAGCUUUGGAAUUCCUCACGCUCAAAUAUCAUUCAGGGUUAGCAGACAGUACGAUUAAGACCUAUGGUUCUGCAUUAAAUUUUCUAAUCCAUAAUCUGACCCAAGAUGCCCUUUACCUCAGGUUACUCAAAGGGCUAUCAGUCUGCCGGCCUUUUUUCUUCCAAGAUACACUUCCACUUGGGAUGUGGACCUUUUUAUUAAACUACCUUAAUUCUUUGGACAAUGACCAGAUUGACUUAAAAUGGACGGUGAUUAAAUUGGCAUCCCUUCUAGCUUUAGCUCUGGCAGCUAGAGGCUCAGAAUUAACCCAGCUAAAUAUUGUCGAACCAUGGUUGUCUCGAACUCCUGGGGGAUUCCAUGUCAUCCUUAAAGGGAGACAGAAGACUUCCCAUAUUUUCCCGGGUCCUGUAGAACUAGAUUUGGUGCAGGAUUCUGCUGAGCGAGUUUAUGCUUAG